AUGUGCCGCCAAUACUUCACACUCUACGAGUGGUGCCAAUGCGAGGAAGACGCGGGCAACAGCGUCUGCGCCGGCCACCGGCGGAACAGCUGCCCAGGCGUCAGCGUCGAGACCGUGCAUAUGCAUUGUUUCUGCAACUCUCAUGCAACCCGCAGCUUCAAGUCUGAGAAGCAAACCCGCAAGGAGGAGGAGAAGGUGCGGCGCCGAUCACAGGAUUCUAUGGAUGAAAAGGCUUCCUUCCAUCGUCGUUGGUAUCAGUGGUAUCAAUGGCGCGGUCUGCGAUCGCGCUAG
This is a messenger RNA of Penicillium bovifimosum, 291 nucleotides long. RefSeq lists its product as uncharacterized. The coding region runs from base 1 to 291 and encodes 96 amino acids. NCBI's taxonomy places the organism in Eukaryota, Fungi, Ascomycota, Eurotiomycetes, Eurotiales, Aspergillaceae. The transcript has a single exon. The record is from RefSeq and is a predicted model, not a curated record.